Messenger RNA from Perkinsus marinus ATCC 50983, 628 nucleotides. RefSeq lists its product as hypothetical. The transcript has a single exon. The annotation marks the transcript as partial. The record is from RefSeq and is a predicted model, not a curated record. NCBI's taxonomy places the organism in Eukaryota, Perkinsozoa, Perkinsida, Perkinsidae.
AUGAUACGUGCUGGCGCUGCCCUGGCUCGUAUGAAUCAUCUUCCGAGGAGCCACAGGAUCCUCCAGAUGGCUGCUGAUUGCUGUAGCCUCCUCAACAGUCCUGUCGAUGCGACGGAGCUGCUCAUUAGUGUUGUUGAUUCAGUCCGCAGCGGUAUUGACAUCGCCUUAGUCAUGCCCUGUCUCGGAGCAGCGAUUGAUCUUCAUCCCUCCCUUCCCCCAGAUGAGGGAAUUAAAGUGGUCCAUACUCUACUCGAGGCCUCGGCUAACGCCCGCUCUGUUAAGGAGGGCGUUGCUCUCUGUGCUAAACUCGUCGAACAGUUGAGCGACAACAACAUUUGUCCGGAGAUCCGAAAACUGUUCAUAAACUCUCCAGAACUACGACUUGCUAUUCUGAGUGUAGACGGUGGUGGCCGACUCGCUAAGUUAGUUCUCACCGGCUCCCUACCUGCCGGGCUAUUGUCAUCGUCCCUGGAAGGCGUAUCUCGCCUUCCUACUGCCACUCACUGGCAGCUGGCUCUGGCCAUGUCCCCACAGCUAGAUAGGAGCGUAGCUGUGUGUCUGCUCGCAUGGCUGUUCUUCAAUGUCUACGAGUGUGGUGGCCAUAUUGAGGCCCUUCUGGCUCCUACUG